Chanos chanos (milkfish) is the source of this 2404-nucleotide messenger RNA. It is a transcript of the gene hnrnpua, whose product is annotated as heterogeneous nuclear ribonucleoprotein Ua. Gene Ontology annotation, molecular function: promoter-specific chromatin binding; protein binding; RNA binding. Gene Ontology annotation, biological process: alternative mRNA splicing, via spliceosome; positive regulation of transcription by RNA polymerase II. The coding region runs from base 1 to 2391 and encodes 796 amino acids. Gene Ontology annotation, cellular component: ribonucleoprotein complex; nucleus. NCBI's taxonomy places the organism in Eukaryota, Metazoa, Chordata, Actinopteri, Gonorynchiformes, Chanidae. The record is from RefSeq and is a predicted model, not a curated record. The transcript has 14 exons.
AUGAGUUCCAUUAACGUAAAGAAGCUGAAAGUAAACGAGCUGAAGGACGAGCUGAAAAAGCGGCAGCUGUCCGACAAGGGACUGAAGGCCGAAUUAAUGGACAGACUACAGGCCGCGCUGGAUCAGGAGGCCCAAUCUGCAGGCGAUUUCUCUUCCCAUGAACCAGAAGCGAAUGGCGCCGAAGGCAGUUACGAUGAUGGAAAUGGCCUAAAUUAUAUGGGAGACGAAGACCUCGACGAUGAUCUGGUAGGGGAGAGCAUGGAAGCCGAUGAGGAGGAUGGAGAUGCGGGCGAGGAUGCCGGUGAGGACGAACGCGCAGUCGUUGAACAGCAAGACGAUGACAUGGGGGAGGAAGAGGAAGAGGAUGCCGGCGUUGAAAUGGAUAAAUUGGAUGAGGACGAGGAUGCUCUCCUGAAGGAAGAUGAUGAGGAGAUGGAUAAGUUCGAUGAGGAGGAUGAGGAUGACGAUGUAGCGCUCGAUAACAUUCCUGGAGAGGGAGAUGCGGACAAAGACAAGAGUGAUGAACAGAAGAAUAAGAAGGGUGUUAAGAGACGCCGGGAGGAACAUGGAAGGGGCUACUUUGAAUUUAUUGAAGAAAGCAAAUACAGCCGGGCUAAAUCACCUCAGCCCCCCCUUGAGGAGGAGGAUGAAGAGUUUGAUGACACAACCGUCUGUCUGGAUACUUACAACAGCGAUCUACACUUCAAGGUGUCACGGGACAGAUACAGCGCCUCCUCUCUCACCAUGGAAAGUUUUGCGUACCUGUGGGCCGGGGGCCGGGCCUCGUACGGUGUGGCACAGGGCCGGGCCGCUUUUGAGAUGAAGAUUACCGAGAAGAUUCCAGUCAAACACAUAUCAAGCAAAGGAAUUGAGAUCCACGAGGUGCGAGUGGGGUGGUCAUUGGCUAAUGGAACCCUUCUCCUUGGGGAAGAAAAGCAUUCCUAUGCCUUCUCUACCAAGGCAAAGAAAACUACCAACUGUGUGACAGAGGAUUUUGGAGAGACAUUUGAUGAAAAUGAUGUCGUUGGCUGCUACAUUAACUUUGGAGACGCAGAGGUGGAGCUCUCCUUCUCCAAAAAUGGGCAAGAUCUGGGCGUGGCUUUCAGGGUCAGUAAGGAGGAGCUUGGAGGACAGCCUCUCUUCCCUCACGUACUCUGCCACAACUGCGCUGUAGAGUUCAACUUCGGCCAACGGGAAACACCGUUUUUCACCCAACUAGAGGGCUUCACCUUCCUUCAGCAGAUUCCUGUGAAUGAGCGAGUCAGGGGGCCAAAAGGCCCAGAGACCAAGGAGGACUGCGAGGUUAUUGUCAUGGUGGGACUCCCUGGAGCUGGAAAAACAAUGUGGGUCACAAAGCACACACAGGAGAACCCUGGGAAAUACAACGUCCUGGGCACCAAUACAAUUCUAGAGAAAAUGAUGAUUGCUAGUUUGAAACGGCAGAUGAAGGACGUCACCAAGCUUACAGCAAUCUCACAGCGUGCCCCUCUCUUCCUGGGAAAGUUUAUCGAGAUCGCAGCCCGCAAAAAACGCAACUACAUUCUGGACCAGACCAACGUUUCAGCUCCUGCCCAAAGGAGGAAAAUGUGUCUGUUCGCUGGCUUUCAGAGGAAGGCUGUAGUAGUCUGCCCCACCGAUGAGGAUUACAAACAGAGAACACAGAAAAAAGCAGAAACUGACGGCAAGGACGUGCCUGAACACGCUGUACUAAAAAUGAAAGGGAUAUACACAUUGCCAGAAGUGGGCGAGUGCUUCAGUGAAGUGAUCUACGUGGAGCUUCAGAAGGAGGAGGCCACAAAGUUGCUGGAACAGUACAAGGAGGAAAGCAAGACCUCCCUUCCCCCCGAGAAGAAGGCCAACCAGGGCGGCGCUCCCCCCAAGAGAGGAGGCAACAGGGGCCGGGGAGGCAAGAACCAGUUUAGCCGUGGUGGUGGUGGUGGUGGUGGACAGGGCCAGAGGGGUGGCCGUGGAGGCUUCCAGAACAGAGGCAACUUCCGUGGAGUGCCAGGCCCCCGCGGUGGCUUUGCUAGGCCCCCCAGAGGUUUUCUUCCCCCGCCCGCCUUCCGAGGAGGGUUCAACCGUGGCAGUUUCAACCGAGGAGGUGGCAUGCCAAACCGUGGAGGUGCUCCACGGGGAGGACCUAUCAGAGGAAACAUGGGGCAUAUGGGCAACAGAGGAGGAGCUAUGCACAGGGGUAACAUGAACCGUGGAGGAGGAGGUGCUAACAGAGGCAACUUCAACCAGAAAUUUCGAGGCCGAGGUGGCAAUAACCGUGGUUUCAAGAACGGAAACUUUGGCAUGAACAAGGCACAAGCUUUCAAUCAGAGCUGGCAGCAAGGGUUCUGGAAUCAGAAGCCAUGGAGUCAACAGUACCAUCCAGGUUAUUACUAAGUGUUGAUCUCUG